Rubroshorea leprosula is the source of this 1319-nucleotide messenger RNA. NCBI's taxonomy places the organism in Eukaryota, Viridiplantae, Streptophyta, Magnoliopsida, Malvales, Dipterocarpaceae. The record is from the annotation of a GenBank genome assembly.
UAAUGCUUAAAUGUGUAUUAAUUUAUAUUAAUUUAUAUCUUUUUCUUCCCAUAUGACAGUAAUGGGGACAUUAAGAAUUCACCAUGGUGGCACUUUUUGCAUGAGUCAUAAUGGGGAUCUUAGGUACACUGGAGGUGAAGUACAUGAUGAGGAUAUUGAAUAUCAUCGUAUAAUUUUGUCGUAUUUAGAGGAGAGGGUAAAAGACCUUGGAUAUAUGCAUUUUAAGGACAUUUAUUACAAAGACCCUUAUGUUGAAAAUUUUGGUGAAGCAUUAAAGGUUAUAAAUAGUAUGCAGGAGCUUAUUCACAUGCGGUAUCUUUUAAAUGAAAGGGGAAUUAUAGAUGUGUACGUUGAGCAUGUGUGUGAUGAGCCAAACAUUUUAGACUUGCUUGAAGGUGGCACCGUUCCACAUGAAGUAGUUGAUGAAGGUACAAUGCAUUUUUCUGGAAGUGAUGAGGACAUUGGGGAAGGUUGUGUGACACAAAAUUCACAACCAACCCCAACUUGUAAUGGAGCUCCAGAAACAACUGAAGGUGAUGUUGAUGAAAUAGAUGCAGUGCAUGGAGGUGAUGUAGGCCAACAACAAGAUCCAAAGCAUAAUGAUCAUGAUGAUGACGACUUUCUUGAUAAUGUGCAUAGUGAUGCAGAUGAUGAGGAGGGUGAAAGGGUUCCUGUAGGAAUUGAUAGCCAUGGAGAUUUGGGUUUUGAUUCUAGCUUUGAAAAUAGUGAAGAUGAAUUUGAGGUUUCUAGUGAUGAUUCAAGUGACUACACUGUUAUGGAUGAAGAUGAACUUGAAGAAGAAGAAGGAGAUGUAAGAACUACUAGAAGUGGUGAUUUAUGGUUUUAUACUUCAUGGGCUGAUGUUUGGUUUGAGAUUAUAAUUAGUGAGUUAGUGAGACUUUCUCAUUUAGAAUUAGGAGUUCAUGUUUCAAGGGAUAACUGUAAACUAGCAAAGGAUAAGAUUAUGAAGGAAGUGAAGGAAACUCACAUGAAUGAAUUUGCUCAAUUAAGAAGGUACACAGAAGAGUUGUUGAGAUUGUCCCUUGAGUCGAUUGUUAAGAUUGUCACUGAGCCACCCACAACUCCAGAGAGAAAACCUGCAUUUAAAGGAAUUUAUGUGUGCUUAGAAGGAUGUAGGAAAGGUUUUCUAUUGGGUUGUAGACUAGUGAUUGGACUAGAUGACUAUUUCCUCAAGGGGAUCUUCAAAGGAACCCUUUUGGCAAUUGUUACAAGGGAUGAGAACAAUCAAAUGUUCCCAAUAGCUUGGGCUGUUGUUGACUCAUAGUGUACCAACUCAUGGACCUUUUUUUUAAGAUGUU